This is a messenger RNA of Ectocarpus sp. CCAP 1310/34, 3852 nucleotides long. The record is from the annotation of a GenBank genome assembly. Lineage: Eukaryota; Phaeophyceae; Ectocarpales; Ectocarpaceae.
UGCCUUCAGACCCAGCCUGCCCACCGCCUCCGUGCCUAGUUGGGUGAAACUACGACAUGCCGUUCUUCUUCCCGCGACUGUCGUGCCGGGAUCGUGUCACGACGGCGCUGGUGAAGCUAAGCAGGCGCCGCGCUCUGCACCUCCUGUGGGCGGCCCCAUGCGUGCUGCUAGGGUGCGCUUGGUCAUUGGGAUUCGCAGAGUUCGAUCGAAAUGCGGCGCAACCUCGGGGUGGCAGCAAGAGCAAGGGCAGCGUGCUUCUUCUUCGCUGGGGCGGCGAUAACGAUGACCCGGGGUUGAACGACGACCGGUAUCCCAUCCCAGAUCGCAUGGAGCCGGUCCCGCGGCCGCCGGAGGUCUGGGACUACCUGACGGGCGCCGACAUCAUGAACCUCCGCCUCGAGGCCCUCCGCCGAAACAGCACAGCAGCUGCCGACCAGCAGAAGCAGCAACACCAAGAGAGCAAGGUGGCGGCGGCAGCCGUGGUAGAAGCCGCCGAAGCGCUCGGGGACAACAAGGAGGACGUCCGCCCCGUCGACACCGCGUUCGCGCCCGGGUGGAAGGGAAUGCCCACCCGCGGAAGCCGCUGCUCCUCGAUCGACAUGGCCGCCGUGGCCCCGAGCAUGGCGUGCGGCGCACCGCUGGCGGAGCCGUGCUUCGACCACAGCCGCUGCCGGCCUCACGCGUCCGGAGGAGCGCCGUCGAAGCCGUCCAUCUACGUCUUCGACGCUACGUGCUCGCUCGCCGACAGCUCGGCGCUGCCCCCCAGCAACGAGAGCCUGAUGCUCAGUCACACGUGGAGGGAGGCGGCCAGAGACGCCGGGGUGCUCUCCGAGACCUACCGUGACGCCUGCCUGUUCCUGCACGUCAACAAGCGCCUGAACCACGUGCCCUGCCCCGCGGAGAAGCCGCUGUGGAACGGGGGAAAGAACCAUGUCAUGGUGGACCUAACCGACCGCACCCGUGACAAGAAGCCGUUGAUAGCGGGAAGCGCCGCCAUGGACGCGUCCUCGAACAUGCGUUCCUGCUUCUACCGCUCCGGCUACGAUUUCGCGGUGCCCCUUCGACACCAGUGGGGGUUCGGGAACCUCACCGAACUCGCCCCCUGGCAUCGGGACUACUUCCUCACGGUGAAGGGCAACCUUUACCUGUCGGGCGUCGGGUACGACGAGCGGAUGAGCGUCGUCCCGCUCCACUCCGAGCCGGAGGGGGUGAUCAUGGGGCUCAACUGCUUCGAGUUGCACGACGAGCACCUCCUGCCGGAGAACGAGGAGUUCUGCCUGGCCCUCAACGAAACGGCGUCUCGGCACGAGUACGAGGACCUCAUGAACACGACGUUCGGCCUCGUGCCCGCAGGCCGCCAGCCCGCGACGUACCGCCUCGCCGAGGUGAUGAGCGCCGGUGCCAUCCCCGUGUUCGUGUCGAGGGACAUGGUGAGGCCCUUCCCGGAGAGGGUAGACUGGCCGACUCUUUCGUUCUCCUUCCCGCCGGAGGAGGUGGGGCCAGCCAUGAUGGACACGCUCAGGUCGGUCACCCCGGCGGAGCUGUUGGGAAUGCAGCGAAAGUCGGUGCAGGCGUUUUAUGAGAUUUUUGGGGAGGAGCCCGGGUACGACCGAAUCGCUCGCGUCGUGGUCGACGAGCUGGUGCUCCGUGUCGGGUAUCACCGAUGACACCUUGUACCCGAUGUACAUAAAACGCGAGGGCUUGUAGUAGUAGCUUAUAACGAGUGGGAAGUGUGGAUCAAGACCAACCUGGAUAGCAUGAGCGUGUUGGGCUGUCACAACCAGAAGGAAGGUGCGGCGGAAUGCGGUGUGUGGGAUUAUGAUCAACCCGGAAAGCAUAAGCUUCUUGGCUGCACGCCCCCGCCCGCUCGCCAGUCCUUUCGUCACGUACGCCAGAGCAGGAUGGUUGGGAAUUGAUCGAGGAGGAGGGGAGGUUCCCCCCCGCCUCGGCGCCGGAGCGUCGGCGGCUGUCGGGAACGCUAUUCAGCUGUAAACAAGAGGCGCACGUUGCCGUGUUGUCUCUUUAUGAUUUCGGCUCGGCCUUUCGGUUUGUGACAAGGAGAGCAGCGAGAGAGGUUCGCUGGCCGUACGUUUGCGUCCUUCGGAGGAAGGGGCAAGGUGCAUACCAGAUGGAAUCUGGUUUGUCCCAGUACGCUUGGACUCUGCGGUAGUCCGGCCUGGGAUGGACAGCUAGGAUAUCCCAACAGGGCUAAUUAGCAGCCACACCCCGCGCUUUUGCUGCGGGACAACCCCCCCCCCCCCCCCCCCCCCCCCCNCCCCCCCCCCCCCCCCCCCCCCCGGGUAUGAUAAUCCUGUUUCCCUGAUUUGUUCCUGUGACUCGUUGUGAAUUUGUCCUGUGGAUUUCGUUACCAUGGUUGGGGUGACGAUGAGAGAUGCGUGAGUAUAUCGCGUCACCCGUGCGUAGUUUGUUGCGGAUGGACCUUUGUACACAUUGGUCGCUGUCCGUUGUCGUUUUAGUUCCGAGCGUGGGGAGAGUAGUUGCCCUCGUAAGGUCUCGUUGUACUAGUACAAUGCACGUGCUCACCUUGGGGGAGAGAGAGCGAGAGAGUAACAGCGCGGUAAGGGUGUGGUUGCAGAAGAGCAGCAGGACAUGAAGGGGUGUUACUUCCGCAGCGUGCGGUAGGAGUAAAACUGCUGAUUACGGGUACAUAGUGCUCUGCCUUGGCCUACUUAAAUCGUUUAAUCGAUGGCGGGUACAAUGGGACGGCCUGAUUCACACUGUAUAUUGGAUAUAGGAGGAGAGAGCUUGGUAUUUUAUCCAGCGCUUUUGUGUGGGCUUUGUGUUUUGGAUAUGGAUAGCGUUGUUGUGUUGCAGGGAUAGCGGUUUUGGUGUUUACGCGGUCUGGAAGGCGGUUUUGGUUUUCGGGAACUUUUCCAGCAGGGUCAGUUAGUCUCCGAGAGGGAGACCGGGAAAAGGGUGCGUGAAGUUGUGUUGGCCGGCGUACGGGUGCUUUCUUUCGCCCGAUACCUGCCUAUGCGUGUGCUUGGCAUGGCGAGCUGCUGCUGCUGUGUUGAUGCCGAGCCGUUCCUUGCCUGUGAUGUGGUUUUAGAGUCAAAUCUUGGCAAUCGACGAAGAUGAUCGCUGGCGGCAUAUGUGUAGCGUCAACGUCAUCCGGAAACCCCAUAGGUUGCGUUAUUUUGCAGCUCUUAUUUUAUGUCUACUCCACAUCUCCACCAAAUUUAGCCAUCCCUGUGUUUGGGAAGUAUCCCAUGUCGCCGCCGUACAAUGUACAAUAAUUAGUGUAGAAGGGUUCCUAGCUUAUUAUACAAGUAUAUACGAGCGCUAAGUUUUUGGCUAUAGGUUUGUCUCCUUUCAGUCGGUGAUAUAUUCUUGUUUAUGUUCUCUUCGCUGUCGAAGUCGCUUGUUUUGUGUGUCGCCCGUCCUUUGGACCGGUCUGUUUGUUUAGUGUUCGGGGAAGAAAGUGCCCGCGCAUGUUGUGAAAUGCUGGCAUCAACAGCGGUAUUCCCGGCUGGCUGGCCGUCUCGUUGAAAAGACGUAAAUGCGCGGCCGAGACUUCGUCUUUGUGGAGCCUUGGGUUCUUGUUGCCAUGUAGUACUUGUUUUUUUGAGACAUGUUUUGGAUCAUGUAGUACGUUUGUUUGUGUUCGAGUGCGCUACUACAUGGCAUCGGAGAGGAGAUGUUUGUGGUGUUGAGCCUAAGUUAGUCUUUGUUCCGUGCUUGUUGAUGGUUGAUGAUGACGGGUGGUUUCCACGUGGCGUUCGUUAAUGUUACAGUAUUGGUUGGAUUUGUUGCUUCGAUACUGACCAGUGUUAUUUGUGAAUAAAUAAGUCUAUCGUGUCAAGGGCAACUCGAGCAUUGACCAUGGGGUGG